GGCCUUCCGCUGAAUAGAACGCGAAAUCAAUUCUCCGACAGUAUUCGUAUUGUCGAGCCGCUCCUCCGAUUUUUCAGCAGUCUAAUCAAAGUACCUCCCUAGACGCUACUCGGAAUAAAGUCUCCUAGAAACCGGCUCCCCAACUCCCCACCAUCUUGCCGGGCGGCCAGAUGACUUUUUUCGCCGCUAUGUUGCCGAGCGGUCAUAUGACACUCUCCGUCGGGCUCGUCGCUCCCUUGAUGAUAUGCUUCUCUAUCGAACCAGUAUCCGCUGGUAUCGACAGCUUCUGCCCGGAGCUCCAGCUGAAUUCCGGCAAGCCUCUCGAUGUAGGAUGCUUCGAAUCCUCCCUCCUGGUUCAACCUGAGUUGCCCGAACAGAUCAACGCAAGCUACGCGCUCUACCUAAAUGGGAACUCGUCGGUUCCGUAUCGUAUAUGGUUCUACAACGAAUCCUUCGACAACGAAGCUGAUACUUUACUGAGAUCCCGCUCAUCCGUUGCAUUCAUCCUCCACGGUUUCGCGGCAGAUGCGGAUGCCCGUUGGGUGCAGAACCUGACUGAUGCCUUGAUGCUUCGUCGGAAUUUCAGAGAGACGAAUGUCAUCACCGUCGACUGGAAGUCGGGUGCUGAGGGUCCCAAUUACGCUCAAGCGGCUCAGAACGUUAACAUGCUCGGACGGAUAACGGCGGAAUUCAUCCAUCGUCUCUCGUCCAAAUACCGUCUCGAUUUUCGUAGGAUACACCUGAUCGGCCAUUCACUCGGGGGCCAGGCAGCUGGAAAAAUAAUGGAUUGGCUAUUCACACGACACCAGGCGAAGGUUGGCCGGACAACGGGUUUGGACGUGGCUGCACCACGCUUUGAGGGGAACAACGUUUGGCCGGACAAAGCUCACUGCGAUUUUCUGGAGGUGAUCCAUACUUCCUCGGGCAACGAUCCUGUAAGGGGCAGCCUGGGUCUGCAGGAUAACUUCGGCCAUGUCGAUUUGUAUCCCAACGGUGGAGUCGUACCCCAGCCGGGAUGCCCGCCGCCACCUUUGAGCCUGAGCUGCAGUCACUCGAAAGCCCAGUUGUACUACAUAGACCUCGUCUUAAACUGCGCCCGUGACUGUCGAUACGUUGGGUUCUCCUGCAAUGACGUGACGGACGCUACGAAUUCUAAUUGCACGGGUGAAGCUCGUAAUAUUUGCGAGUAUCUGGAGUCGUUGAGGGCGAGCGCGACCGAAGAUAUGGAGGAGAUCCUCUACAUCGACACUACCGCCCAAGACGCCCCAGAUCGUUGCUCCAGCAAUUUUAGGAGGGAGCAGAGUUUCUUCGCGAAGCUACUCGGGCGAAUCGUGAACUCUAUGAAGCCGCUCUUCGGUUAACCGAGGAAGUAAUGGGAGAAAUCAGCUCGGACACUGAGUCCCGUCGGAUGAAUCCGUGGAGUGACGCCGUUCGCUCGCCAAACCCCACGGACAACCUUAAUCUCGUUCGCACAAGCGUGACGCGAGUGUUAUACGACAAUCGGAUGUGUGCAGGAAGUUAGUCGGUGAUAAAUUGUUAUUAAAGACAUUUAUUCCAUGUGUUUCGCGGCGGCCGUAAACACGCAACAAGGUGUUUCAAUA
Molecule: messenger RNA, 1601 nt
Organism: Galendromus occidentalis (western predatory mite)
Lineage: Eukaryota; Metazoa; Arthropoda; Arachnida; Mesostigmata; Phytoseiidae
Product: pancreatic triacylglycerol lipase
Exons: 9
Coding region: 171-1361 (396 amino acids)
Biological process (GO): lipid catabolic process
Molecular function (GO): lipase activity
Source: RefSeq, a predicted model, not a curated record